AUGAAGCCUCAAUUCAAUGUUGCUGUGGCUCUAGUUAUUAGUAUGCUCUGUAUUCAGCAUUCAUUUUGUGAUGAACCUUCUGAUAUUGGACUGAAAAAGUGGCAAUGUAGAUGCUCUUCAUUACAAGGGAACCAGAUAUACUCUCCUGCUAAUUGUUCCAAGUCAUGUGAUUGUCAUCCAGAUGCGGAACAGAGUGCAUCCAUAUGGACAUGCGUAUGUGAUUCGAAUGGGUUUCCUGAAAUUUCAGCAGAUGGCCAUAACCUUAAUUGUUUUAAUGCCUGCAAUUGCACCUGGGGAACUUUCAGGAUGCCACUAGGUUCAAAGACACAAAUUUCGAGCAAGAUUGUAGUAGUUAUUCUAUCAAUAUGUGUGGCAUGCACCACUAUUGCAUUUCUUGCCUCAGUUGUAUGUCAAGUCUGCCGAAGGGAGAGAUGUCCUAUUCAAUCACCAAUGAUCUCAUCAGAUAGAGAAUCAAGUUACAGUAGCACCACCAACUUAAUUAGUCAUAAGACUUCUUCGGUGCUAGAAACAAAAGUUGUUAUAUAUUCUCCUAUUAGUCAUAUUACAGGAUGCUUCCAGAAGUCCUCUUUGUUGUUUGGUGGCCAAAGACAAACCUUUCAUGGAAAUAUCAUUCAAUUUUCAUUUGCUGAACUGGAAUAUGCCACAGAAAACUUUUCAACUUCCAAUCUAACUGGACUAGGUGGAAGCAGUUAUGUAUACCGUGGUCAGCUGAAAGAUGGUAGUAAUGUGGCAGUCAAGAGACUAAAAGAUCAAAGAGGGCCUGAGGCAGACUCUGAAUUUUUUACAGAGAUUGAACUAUUAUCUCGACUUCAUCAUUGUCAUCUGGUGCCAUUGGUGGGAUACUGCUCAGAAUUAAAAGGAAAAAAUGUUCAAAGGUUGCUAGUCUUUGAAUACAUGACUAAUGGAAAUUUGAGGGACCGCUUAGAUGGAGUUUUUGGGAAAAAAAUGGACUGGUCAACUCGAGUUAGAAUUGCAUUAGGAGCUGCAAGGGGCUUGGAGUAUCUUCAUGAAGCAGCUGCUCCAAGAAUUCUGCACAGAGACGUCAAAUCAACAAACAUUCUUCUGGACAAAAAUUGGCAAGCAAAAAUAACUGAUCUUGGUAUGGCUAAAAACUUGAGAGCUGAUGACCACCCCAGUUGUUCAGAUUCUCCAGCAAGAAUGCAGGGAACAUUUGGCUAUUUUGCACCUGAGUAUGUAAUUGUUGGGAGAGCCUCUCUUGAGUCUGAUGUCUUCAGUUUUGGAGUGGUUCUUCUUGAGCUUAUCAGUGGUCGGCAACCCAUCCACAAAUACGCUGGAAAAGAACAAAGUCUUGUUAUAUGGGCAACUCCUCGCUUAAAGGAUAGCAGGCGUGUAAUAACCGAGUUGGCUGAUCCACAAUUGAAAGGAAACUUCCCAGAAGAAGAGCUGCAGAUAAUGGCGUACUUAGCUAAGGAAUGCUUGCUGUUGGAUCCUGACACUCGGCCAACGAUGAGUGAAGUUGUUCAAAUUCUUUCCAGUAUCACCCCAGGCAGAUCUAGAAGGAGAAGAAACUUUCCUGUGAGCCUUUUUCAGGAACCGGAGGACUUGGAGAAUCCAAGCCAGGCUCCAUCAUGUAUAUUUCCAUCUUGUAACUUAUUGCCAUUAGGUGUUGAUCACAGUCUUAAUGUUGGGAAUGAAAAUAAAGACGUCCAUACAGUUUCAACUGAGCAUAUGGAGAGUUCAAAGGGUGAGAGCUGGCAUGCAUCAGAGGAGGAUAUGAUAGACUUAACUGAGCCUCGCGUGGCUCAGUUGACAACAACAAGCUUGGCUUUAUUCCUGCAGAACGCAUCCCUCACGGGAGAGUGA
Sphenostylis stenocarpa is the source of this 1845-nucleotide messenger RNA. The record is from the annotation of a GenBank genome assembly. Lineage: Eukaryota; Viridiplantae; Streptophyta; Magnoliopsida; Fabales; Fabaceae.